Messenger RNA from Necator americanus (New World hookworm), 780 nucleotides. RefSeq lists its product as uncharacterized. The coding region runs from base 1 to 780 and encodes 259 amino acids. The transcript has 2 exons. NCBI's taxonomy places the organism in Eukaryota, Metazoa, Nematoda, Chromadorea, Rhabditida, Ancylostomatidae. The record is from RefSeq and is a predicted model, not a curated record.
AUGACAUCUUACCUUCAGAAAGAAAGGAUCCGAGACCAGUGGAAGACCUCGCAAACCGUUCUUAUCCAUAAGAAAAGUGACCGAAAGGACCUUCGGAACUACCGUCCGAUAUGCUUGUUGAGCGUAUUAUGCAAAGUAUUCACUAGGAUCAUCCUUACGCGCAUAUCUAGGACGCUGGAUGAAGCCCAGCCUCAAGAACAAGUUGAAUUCUUCCAGGGGUUCGGCUGCUUGGACCACAUCCAGACUGUGUCGAGGGUCAUAGAGGUUUGCCGGGAAUACCGUCUGCCCCUCGUUCUAACCUUUGUCGACUAUAAGAAAGCCUCCGACAGCGUAGAAACGAAUGCAAUACUGUCAGCGCUGGUCGAUCAAGGUUUGGACGCUUCGUUUAUGAGGACAUUAGCCAACUACUACGAUCGAUGCACUGCUAAGAUACAGCUUUUCCACCGCCCACUCAACAUACCCAUUGGAAGGGGACAACAUCGUUUUUCUUCGAGCAGUACCAAUGAAGCAGAAACGAUGCUCAACGAAUUGAACGAAGAAGGGAAGGAAAUAGGACUGCGAAUAAACAGGAAGAAGACACAGUUCGUAAAGAACGUCUAUUGCGAGGACGAAGGAGUACAAGUUGAAGGCUCCCAAAUCGUGGAAACUUCGUCAUACGUAUACCUCGGACGUUCUAUGAACAUGGAAAACGACUUGAAGGAAGAACUGAAUAGAAGAAUGAGAGCAGCAUGGGCAGCAUUCGCAGCCGUCAGGGAAGCUACGGACCAACUGACGAACUAA